UCACGGCGCCAUAUUAAAAAUACUCCCUCCUCUUUGCCUGUGUGAUCGUAGCUUAGCAGCAGCAGCUAGCCGCCAGUCCGCUUUCUUCACAGCCACCGGACUGACAGAGGGCGACGACGUGAUGGAAAUUGACUCGCUCCAAGAGGCGCUCAGAGAUUUCGACAAGAAAGCAAAGAAAGAGGCAUGUCCUCUUCUGGAACAAUUUCUAUGUCACAUUGCCAAGACUGGAGAGACCAUGGUUCAGUGGUCUCAGUUCAAGAACUACUUCCUGUUUAAACUGGAGAAGGUGAUGGACGACUUCAGAGCCUCUGCACCGGAGCAAAGAGGCCCUGCCAAUCCCAACGUGGAGUCGAUUCCAUUUGAAGAUAUGAAGGAGAGAAUUCUGAAGAUUGUGAACGGAUACAAUGGAAUACCAUUUACGAUCCAGCGCUUGUGUGAGCUGCUCACAGAACCUAAGAGGAACUACACAGGAACAGACAAGUUUCUCCGGGGGGUGGAGAAGAACGUAAUGGUGGUAAGCUGUGUACAUCCAACCUCAGAGAAAAAUGGAUGCAGUGCCGUCAAUAGAAUGAAUGGAGUGAUGCUUCCUGGGAACACAGCGGCUUUUACAGAGAGGAAAGUGAACGGUCCAGGAACUCCCCGGCCGCUGAAUCGGCCGAAGGUGUCUCUGGCCAACUCACUAGCAGCUAAUGGUCUGCCAGACAGCACAGACAACAAAGACCUCAACACAGAGCCGGAAGGCGACACAGACUCUUGUGAGGUUUCGCCAUCAGAAGUCUCCCUGGGGAGCUCGGUGAAGAACAAACACCCAGACGAAGAUGAGGACAUGGAAGCCGAGCAGCAGGAGGUGAAGAGACUGAAGUUCAGCAAGGAUGAGGAGGAAGAUGACGACGAGGAGGACGAAGAGGAGGAGCAGGACGUGGACACACUGAGGCCUUCACACGCUGCCUGCCUUUCAAAAGAAGCUGAAGCCAUGGUCCAAGAGGAAGAGGAGGAGGAGAAGGUCGGGUACAGCAAGGAGAGUGAAGCUUCCAGCAGCGCGGCUGCUACUGAAGACCAAGAACCAUCGAGCAGCACGCAGGCGGAGGUGUGUGCAGGCUCAGGUGAGGAGGUGGAGCAGGCUGAGAGGGAGGUACCAUGCGGCUCCCAGGACGAGGGCAACGACAUGGAUCAGACGGAGCAGCAGGCGCCGGCAGGCGUCCUGGAGAGCCCCGAGACCAGCAGGGACAGCGAGGAGAGCAACAGCGACCCAGUGAGCAGCAGCAGCAGCAGUAGCAGCAGCAGCAGCAGCAGCAGUAGCAUAGAGGAUAGUGCAGAAGCGGCCAGAGAAGACGAAGCUCUCGCUCCCUCCAGCAGUACAACUGAGCCUCCCACAGAGGGCGCCAUGGAAAGUACCACCUUGAACACUGGGACCACCGAGGAGCCCAUGGAGCAGGACUAGACUGAAUGUCCCCCUGCAGCCGUGUGUGACCAUAAACCAGCUUGUCCUUGAAUCCAGCUUGACUGUCACUGGGGACGAGGAUAACUGCACCUCGUACGCAAGACGGAACGCCUCGUCCCGCUUUUGGACACUCCUCCAAAAUGGCUACCUGGCAUUGAUGUGGGCAUAGAAAUAAAUUUUCAUUUGAAGGUUUUUUUUUUGUUUUUUUUUACUGGAAUAUUUUAUUGAUCUUCUUAUCUUGUAUUUUUUUUAAUUUUCCCUUAAAAGGAUGUUGGUUUGAGCAGCCUCAAGUUUUUCUUUUUGAGUUCGACGGGGUUGUUUGAGAGCCAUUUGGACAUGGUGACAGGAUUGGUGGUCUAGGUUUUGUACCCUUUAAACCCAGUGUACCACACUACCGGGGUCAGAACAGAGCCAUACCAGCCAUUAUUAUUUAUGAAAUUGUUCACCUAUGAGCUAUCACCACCAUUUCUAUUCCUGACUGAAGCACAUGUAAAAUAUUCUUUAGUCAAGCUAUGACCUGAUCUUAACCCCCCCACCACAAAUAUGUUACUCCACCAAGCCUCCACCAGGCUGUUGAUUGUUUUAAAAUGGACUUCUCCGUCAUUGUGUGAUGGAGGUUUUUUUUUUUGUCCUUUUUGUGUCCUAUUUUAACCAUAUUUUUUCGCGAAGAUACACUACCAAUCCCACUGAACAAUACUCUGUAAAAUGAUAUAUUUUGGAUGCAUAAAAACCACCAUAAUUUAUAUGAUCAUUUCAAUUCAACGACUUACUUUGGAGUCUGUUUUUGUUUUGUCUGCCAGUUGUAGUCUCCAAAACCAGCUGUAAGUACAAAGACGACCUCCGCUUUCUUUGUAUCGUGAUGUCACCAUGUUGUCUCACCGACCGAUAUCCAGAGCAGCUUCUGGUUCCAGUUCUACACCUGUUUCUGCAGCUGUACUUUUUGAUAUUUAGGAUUUUAAAUUUCUGUAAAGUAGAUUUUUGUAGAUUGUAAUACAGUAUGUGUUCACUGCCUUUGUGAAACCAUAUAUAAUUGUAUAAUUUCUGUGUAUACUCUGAAUGCUUUUGCUUUCAAUGCGGUAUUCAGAAUCAGCAAUAAAUGUUAACAUUUU
Scophthalmus maximus (turbot) is the source of this 2550-nucleotide messenger RNA. It is a transcript of the gene ppp4r2b, whose product is annotated as protein phosphatase 4, regulatory subunit 2b. Bases 122 to 1441 code for a protein of 439 amino acids. The transcript has 9 exons. NCBI's taxonomy places the organism in Eukaryota, Metazoa, Chordata, Actinopteri, Pleuronectiformes, Scophthalmidae. The record is from RefSeq and is a predicted model, not a curated record. Gene Ontology annotation, molecular function: protein phosphatase regulator activity. Gene Ontology annotation, biological process: protein dephosphorylation. Gene Ontology annotation, cellular component: protein phosphatase 4 complex; nucleus; cytoplasm.